Molecule: messenger RNA, 1033 nt
Organism: Aricia agestis (brown argus)
Lineage: Eukaryota; Metazoa; Arthropoda; Insecta; Lepidoptera; Lycaenidae
Product: pancreatic lipase-related protein 2-like
Exons: 4
Coding region: 58-1029 (323 amino acids)
Biological process (GO): lipid metabolic process
Molecular function (GO): lipase activity
Source: RefSeq, a predicted model, not a curated record
ACCUAAUGCGUUGACUUUUUAGGAUUGUGGGUGUGUGUUUUAUGCGAAGAGGCUGAGAUGCGCUACGGGGAGGAGUGGUUGUAUUUUUAUGACGACAACGGCACCCAGCACGUCAUGAAUUUUUCUUCGGAGCCAGUUGAUAGUAGAGACAUGUUUUACGGCGAGAUCUAUUUUGAUUUAUAUACCAGACACAACCCCUUAGAACCUGAAGCCUUAUCGAUACCCGAACCCGACAAACUCAUGGAGAGUAAAUAUUUCAAUAGCUCGUUAGGCGUCAAAAUGGUAACUCACGGCUGGGUAACGAGCGCCAAAGCGCAGUGGAUGCAGAACAUUAAAAACGCCUUACUACAUUACCACGACUUGAACGUGAUCACUGUGGACUGGUACGAGUUGUCGAGGAACUCUUUCUAUCCUUGGCCGGCGUACAGCACCCGAUACGUGGGGAGGGAGAUAGCGACGUUUAUCGCGGCUCUCGUCAGAAGUUACAACAUCACAGGCAGCAGCUUCCACCUCAUAGGACAUAGCUUGGGCGCCCAAGUCAUGGGGUACGCGGGGAUGUUCUCCAACGAGACGAUACAGAGAAUAACAGGUUUAGAUCCGGCGCGACCUCUGUUCGAGGUUCCGGAGAUGCCAGUGGACUACUGCCUCGACCGCACCGACGCGUACUUCGUGGAUAUCAUACACACGUGCGGCGGCGUCUACGGGUACAGGAAGAGUUACGGCCACGCAGACUUCUACCCCAACAGUGGGAUGCCGGCCCAACCAGGAUGUUCAGACAUAUCGGCUAUUAUGGAAUCAUGCAGCCACGGUCGAGCACCGGAGUUUUUCGAAGAAUCCAUCUCACAUGAACCUGGCACCGGUUUCUUAGCGUACCCCUGCGAGAACUGGGACAAAUUUGACAAAGGGGAGUGUAAAGAAAACGCCACGAACAUGGGAUACCCCGCAACCGAGGACAGCCGUGGAGACUAUUUCCUACACACUAGUGACACUCCGAAAUAUGCCGAAAUUGAUAAAAAAUAUAAAUAUUAAUUAU